AUGGUUCAAGAGAAAAAUCCCUCAAGAAUGGUCUUCCAACAAAAAGGCUUCUUCGACCUCUCGAUCCGAGAUCGUGUCCUUGCUCUCCAAAAUCAAGUGGUCUCCGACCAGGAUUUCCUCGGCUUCGACGCAUAUGCGCUUCGGCCCAACAUAACACUUCUCAACGCGCAGCCGAAUUUUACGAAAUGGGAGAUUGAAAUCGGUAGCCACUUGUGCAAUAAAUCUGGAAAUCUGCACGGCGGCGCGGCAGCUACGUUAUUGGACAACUUGACAUCAACGGCAUUGUUGACAAUAGCCAAACCUGGGUUCCUCGAUGGUGGACAUGUUAGCCGGACUAUCACCAUGAGUUAUCUCAGACCAGUACCGAUGGGCUCCAAGGUGACAAUAGACUGCGAAGUCCAGGCGGCCGGCAAAAAUACAGCCAAUAUCCUGGGCAAGAUUUAUCUGGAUGGCAAACUCUGCGUCACUUGUGUACACGAUAAAGCGGUGUUUCCAAUGACGGCUCCAUCGAAACUGUGA
This is a messenger RNA of Rhinocladiella mackenziei CBS 650.93, 519 nucleotides long. RefSeq lists its product as uncharacterized. The transcript has a single exon. The coding region runs from base 1 to 519 and encodes 172 amino acids. NCBI's taxonomy places the organism in Eukaryota, Fungi, Ascomycota, Eurotiomycetes, Chaetothyriales, Herpotrichiellaceae. The record is from RefSeq and is a predicted model, not a curated record. Gene Ontology annotation, molecular function: fatty acyl-CoA hydrolase activity.